Molecule: messenger RNA, 738 nt
Organism: Caenorhabditis briggsae
Lineage: Eukaryota; Metazoa; Nematoda; Chromadorea; Rhabditida; Rhabditidae
Exons: 6
Coding region: 1-738 (245 amino acids)
Biological process (GO): vesicle-mediated transport; vesicle fusion
Cellular component (GO): plasma membrane; SNARE complex
Molecular function (GO): SNAP receptor activity; syntaxin binding
Source: RefSeq, a predicted model, not a curated record
AUGCCGGGACGCGUGAUGUCGGUGGUCCUUUGCCGACCAACAGUGUCUGGCGACAUAAUGCCCGUAGCCAUGGGCGCUUGUGAGAAUAUCGACGAUGCCACCAAGUAUAGUGAUGUAAAACCGCCAGAUGAUUCCGAAGUGAUCAAACUGAUACGAUCACGUGUGCGAACGUACUUCAAUAAUGACGGCGUCAUUGAGCUGGAUGGAGGCUACCACCUAUAUUUCGUCGUUGUCAUUGAGACAUUCUCCACGAUGGUCUAUUGCUGUGUAGCUGAAAACGGAAUGGACCAAACGGAAGCCAACGACUUCUUAAAUUCGAAAAUUCGAACGAUUAUGGCAUCUUCGAAUAUUCAAAUGGUCGUCGCGCAAUCGAAUCCCUAUGACCUUCUCGGCAUUCUUCAACCCGAUAUUUUGAAGUUUAUUAAACAACACAACGACCAAUUCCCGACCGCCCAUCAGCAGAGAAUGAUUGAUAUUCGUCGGCAAGUGGAAGAUGUUCGUCAGGUAAUGGCCGACAAUGUGGAACGAAUAAUGGAGAGGGGCGAGCGUCUGGAAAAUAUAGAGAAUCGAUCUGAAGCGUUGAGAACAUCGACAAUCUCGUUCAAAAGCACCGCCCGCCGUGUUCAACGCCAUUUCUGUCAACAGAAUCUGAAAUGGACACUGAUCCUUCUCGCCGUCAUCGCUGUGAUCGUCACCGCGAUUGUGCUCACAAUUCUGCACAAGAAUGACGUUAUCUGA